Messenger RNA from Clavispora lusitaniae ATCC 42720, 1404 nucleotides. RefSeq names its product carboxylesterase-mitochondrial 37S ribosomal protein YmS2 (gene PPE1). The record is from RefSeq and is a predicted model, not a curated record. Gene Ontology annotation, molecular function: protein methylesterase activity. Lineage: Eukaryota; Fungi; Ascomycota; Pichiomycetes; Serinales; Metschnikowiaceae. Gene Ontology annotation, biological process: protein demethylation.
AUGGACGAAAACGCAAGCGACGGGUGUUUCUCCAUUGGCAAAGGCUCGGUACGCCACAAACGUGGCCACGGCCAUGUACUGGAAGUGGCGUGUGAGGUCCAUAAAAAGAAUGAAACAGAAAAGAAAGGGAAACAAAAAAGAAGAAGGGAAACCCCGGACUGGAUGAACCAAGAAGCAGAAGGACUGACCAGGUGUCUAGGGCAUCUUGAACGAUGCUGCGACAUUGCGCGCGCAAAAUGUCUCUACUCAAGAUCCCCACAAACCAGACGCUCUUUCUCCAUGAGCGACCUACAGAGAAAAAUCUUUGGCCGGAGCAAGUCGGCGGCUUUCGGAAUGGAGCCCGUGGCAGAAAACCCGGCUGCUCAGAAAAGCCCGCAGCCCCUGUCGCCUGCUGGGGAACCGUCCCAGGAAGAUGAGGAUCUUGCCUCCUGCUUCCGCCGAGAAAGGGACUACUUCUUCACCAAUCAGGACACUUACCUGUUUGGCGGCGCUUCUUUCCAGACUUACUUCAUGCCUCCUUCGACUCCGGGAGGCACUGUUUUGGUGUGUCACCACGGCGCCGGCUCGUCUGCCAUGACGUUUUAUGCGCUAGCCAAGAGUCUCGUGGAGGAAUGCGAGACAAAAGAGUCCGUGGGCGUUUUUGCCUUUGAUGCCCGCGGCCACGGCGACUCUUCUGUCCCGGUGCCGGCAGAGUACUCGUUGGACUCGUUCACGCAAGAUUUUGCUCUCAUUUUGGACGAGUUUGCCAAACGAAACGGCCGCCACUUGAUAUAUUUGGUGGGCCACUCUUUGGGCGGGGCUGUUCUCACCAACUACAUUCUUCGCCGCGUCUCGAACUCCCACAGCAUUAAGGGGCUUGUUGUUCUCGACAUUGUGGAGGAGACUGCCAUACGGGCACUUUCGUCCGUACCUCUGUUCUUAAACAAGCGUCCACAGUCUUUUGCACAUUACGCAGACGCCAUUCAGUGGCAUUUUCUGUUGCGUCUUCUAUUAAAUGAAAAUUCCGCUCGUGUAAGCGUGAUAGACCUCCUCCGCCGGAACCUGGACGGUUCUCUAACGUGGAAAGCCGACUUGGGAAGUAUGAGUGAGUUUUGGGACAGCUGGUUUGUCAAUCUCUCCGACAACUUCAUAAAUUGCGGCAAAAAGUCCGGAAAUAAAGUGGCCAAGCUCCUUAUCCUUUCAGGAAAUGAUAACUUGGACAAGGAACUCAUCAUCGGACAGAUGCAAGGUAAAUACCAACUCAUUGUGUUCAACAAUACCGCAACGGGCCAUUUUGUACACGAAGAUGUUCCGAAGCAGACUGCAAUCACCAUCAUGGAUUUCGUCCGUCGCAAUAGUCCGGUGACCAUUACUGGAAAAGGAUCUCCAAUCGAAACCCGUUGGGGUGGAAAGGUAAACCAAUAA